Molecule: messenger RNA, 3926 nt
Organism: Xenopus laevis (African clawed frog)
Lineage: Eukaryota; Metazoa; Chordata; Amphibia; Anura; Pipidae
Gene: tbc1d31.L
Product: TBC1 domain family member 31 L homeolog
Biological process (GO): cilium assembly
Cellular component (GO): centriolar satellite; ciliary basal body; centrosome
Molecular function (GO): molecular adaptor activity
Source: RefSeq, marked provisional
AGCCGUUUUGCUCUAUCCGAGUCAGGCAGUGGGGCGGCAGUGUCCGGUACCGGGAAAUAUAUCACCCGCGUUAGUUUAUUAACUGUUCCGAUCUACAUGUGGUUGGUUUGAAGUUCCCGCUGUUGUGCGCGGCAUGUGAGGCUUCCCAGGGGCGGGGCUCACGGAGCAGUUGGUUGCGCUCAUUUUACACAGUAUAUUAUCAUUACUGAGCUGAUAUAUUAGACCUCAUCUUGGAUCUGGGAGCAACUGCAACACUUUAGCAAAGCUGGCACCAUGCAAACCACAGACUUGGGCAACAAAGAAUAUGGAAAGAUCUGGCACAGGAAGCCUUCCCCAUCCACCAACGAGGGGAUCAUAGUGAAUAUUGUGCACGUCGAUGCCUCCCACCUCUCCAAGUCCACACGAUUUCUCCAAGCUGCAUUUGACAGUGCUGGGGACUGCUUCCUUGCUGGAGACCACCUCGGAAAUGUCUAUAUGUUCAACUUAAACAGAAACAGGUUUGAUCUUGUGCAGAAAACAAUGCAGGCCUGUACAGCAAUAGCUUUCAACCUGCAUCGGAAGACUGAAUUCCUUGUGGCACUUGCUGAUAAUUCAGUUAAGUGUUUUGAUGCAGGUGCAAAGGAGCUGGUUAGUUGGAUGCGAGGCCACGAAUCAGCUGUCACAUCCAUCUCUAUACAUGCGUCUGGGAGAUAUGCCGUUACUACAUCCAGUGAUACUGCCCAGCUCUGGGAUUUGGAUACCUUCCAAAGGAAGAGGAAACUCAAUGUUCGCCAGUCAGUGGGGAUACAAAAGGUAUUCUUUCUUCCUUUAAGUAAUACCAUCUUGAGCUGCUUUAAAGAUGACUCCAUCUUUGCCUGGGAAAGUGAUACACUCGCUUGCAAAUACCAGUUACCUAUUCCAGAGGACGAAACAAAGUUACACUAUAAAGCUUUUGCAAUAACCAGAGAUGGGAGGAUGUUGGCAGCAGGAGGGAAGUCAAAAAACCUUCAUCUUUGGUGCCUGGACUCCAAGCAGCUGUUCAGGAUAAUACAGAUGCCGGCCAAAGUGCGAAGUGUUCAGCAGCUGGAAUUUCUGCCUGAUAAUUUUGAUGGUGGAUCCAGCCAGAUUCUAGGCGUACUUAGCCAAGAUGGAAUCAUGAGGUUUAUCAACAUUCAGACGUGCAAACUUGUCUUUGAUAUCGGUAACCCUGAUAACAGAGUAGUGACCUCCUCUGUAAGCCCAAAUGGGAGAUACAUCACAAGUGUUAUGGAAAACGGCAGUUUGAACAUCUACAGCGUACAAGCCCUAAGCAAAGAACUCAACAAGCCACCUCCACCACUUGUAAAAAUGGUUGACUUGUCCAAAGAUAAAGAUUCUACUGGGAACAAGUCAGGAGUGAGUAGAGCAAGCCAGGAAAAGGUCAGAGUAUCCUCAGGCAGAACAUGUAGGCCAUGGAAGACAAAAGAUCCAAUCGUAAGAACCAAGUAUCUGAGACCGGAAGAUACUACUGCAAGUGAAGACAAAGAGAAUGCACUACCAGCUGGACUGAAUAAACCGCGCCUACAAGCUAUGUUGAAAGGAUUCGGGGAAUACCCUGCAAAAUACAGAAUGUUUAUUUGGCGUUCUUUACUCCAACUGCCAGAGAACCAUGCUGCUUUCAGCAGUUUACUCGACAAAGGCACUCAUUCUCAAUACAAGCUUCUUCAUCAGGAGUACCCCAUCAAAAGCAGGAAGCUCUUAAGGGUCCUUCAGAGGACGCUAUCAGCUCUGGCUCACUGGUCUGCAAUAUUUGGAGAAACAAAAUACCUGCCUCUGCUUGCUUUUCCCUUUGUCAAGUUGUUUCAGAACAAUCAACUCAUUUGCUUUGAAGUUGUUGCAACCGUGAUCACUAAUUGGUGCCAGCAUUGGUUUGAAUAUUUUCCAAAUCCCCCAAUUAACAUACUUGGCAUGGUUGAGAAUCUCCUGGCGCAUCACGACAAGGAACUGCUGCAGCAUUUCAUAAAUCAUGGUGUGAAUUCCCAGGUUUAUGCGUGGCCCAUUCUGGAAACCCUUUUCUCUGAGGUUCUUACAAGAGAAGAAUGGCUGAGGCUAUUUGAUAAUGUGUUUUCCAACCAUCCAUCAUUCCUUUUGAUGGCAGUUGUAUCUUAUAUCAUCUCCUCCCGGUCACCCCUGCUGCACUGUAACCAAAAGGAUGACUUUGAGUACUUCUUUCAUCACCGGAACAAUCUGGACAUCAGCAAUAUGAUCCGAGAAGCCUAUCAUCUCAUGGACACAUCUCCUGCAGAGAUCCAUCCCCAGCGCUUGCUGAGUGACUUUGAACCUCUAACCAGAGGACAAUAUCCCAUAUUCAACAAAUACCCCAAAUUCAUUGUGGAUUAUCAGGGUCAGGAACGAGAGAGAAUCAGACAGGAGGAAAUGGAAUACCUGCGUGAAAGGCAAUUGACUCAAGAAGUGGAAGCUGAAGCAGUGAAGCGUCGAUUGGAGGAUGCGGCCUGGUACCAGCAGCAAGAACUUCUCAAAGGGGCAGAGGAACAGAGGCGGAAGCUUCUUAUGGACGAGGAGCAAAAGCUUUUGCAUCAGAGGCAAAGGCUGGCAACUGUAAAACGGGAACUCAGACUGAAAGAACUUCAGCUCCUGGAUGCAGCGAGAAGGCGGUUUCUGAGGUACCAACAGGACCAGCGUAAAAUGGAGCUCAGAAGACUGGAUGAUGAAAUAGAACGAAAGGUGAGUUUGAGAGAACAGGAAACUGCCACCAUAGUGAAAGACGUGGAAAUCCGGCAGAUGGAGCUUGAAGCACAACGGAGGUUUUUUGAACAGCAACUUGCUAAAGAGCAAGAAGCUGUGACCCAGGACAUGAAAGGAGAGCUGGAUGCCAACCGGAGAAGGGCCGACCUGGAAGAACAAAUGUUUUGGAGGCUCAUGGAAACGGAGGAAGACCUAAAAGAUCAGAAGCUGCUUGAAGAGAGCCUCGCAAAAGCUGAGCGUCUGUGCGUGGAAACUGAUUGGAAAAUACAAAGCCUUCAGAAACAGAAAUGUGACGACCGGGAGCGAGGAAAACGAUAUGAAGAAAUAUCUAAGCUGACUGAAGAUGUCCAGGAGAAAGAGCGAGAGCUGUUCAAUGUUCUGAAAGACAUGGAAACGAGAAAGUGGGCAGAGGUCUCCCAGAAAAUGACUGAACUGGAAAGAGAGAAGCUUGCAGGCUCAGCCCAGCAAGCCCAAAGGCAGCAGUUUCUACAAGAGAAAUUAAGGCAGGAAGCUAGACACAUUGAUAUCUCGGGAGAGGAUGGAAAUGAAUAUUUUGAGAGGCUUCGUGAUUUAAACCGCAGUUCCAUGCAGAAAGAUUUCAGUAGCAGCGACGAGCAGCAUGUGCCUGAGAACGUUUGUUUAAACGAUGUUUCUGCAAGUGACUCCUCCACUCACUUUUCUUUAGACAGAGGAAGAGGAGAGCUGGAGAGGGGAGAGCGAGCGCUGAUAUCAGAAGUAAGAGAACUCCGACAGAAACUUGCUUCCCAAGCGCACAAGAAAUACCCACAUUUGCACUUCUCCCAAACGAGCUGGAGCUAAACUAGCGAGCAGCGUAGUUCGUCUACAUAAAGAGCUUUUUUUUAUAUCACACAUUGAUUUUAUUUAAGUGUUUUUAUUUUAGUAGGGUUUGGUAAAUAUUGUGUGGAAGUAUAUUAAAUAAAUAUGUAUAUAAUGUUAACGUACAUUAAAUAUGUGCCUGUAUUUCUGUGUUUAUAAUAUAUGCCACUACAUCAAAUACAUUGGGAAUUGAAACACGUGAUGAAGGUUUGGAUGUGUUUAGUACAAGGGAAUACAUAUGCUGACAUUAUUGUGGGUUUAUAUCAGGCUUUGAGCAAACUAAUGUCAUUGCUUCUGCUGCAGUUAUGUCUAUAUAGAUCCAUUUCCUACUUCCAAAGGCAUUAAAAGGCUUGUUCACCUUUAAA